Molecule: messenger RNA, 1372 nt
Organism: Penaeus chinensis
Lineage: Eukaryota; Metazoa; Arthropoda; Malacostraca; Decapoda; Penaeidae
Product: pH-sensitive chloride channel 2-like
Exons: 7
Coding region: 1-1242 (413 amino acids)
Biological process (GO): regulation of membrane potential; chloride transmembrane transport; chemical synaptic transmission
Cellular component (GO): synapse; membrane; neuron projection
Molecular function (GO): extracellular ligand-gated monoatomic ion channel activity; neurotransmitter receptor activity; chloride channel activity
Source: RefSeq, a predicted model, not a curated record
AUGUAUGAACGGCGCUGCUGGUUCGCGUUCGCAGGCGGACGCGAGUUCCCGGCCGUCCGGCUGCAGACGGGGAGGAUGGCGACCGUGGAGAGCCACCUCGACACCGGCUUCAAUGGCCUCCCGACCCUCCGGCAGCUGACUCUGUCUCUGCACAUCAAGCUCCGGCGAGUAUCCCCGUACACGCCCUUACUCAGCUAUGCCACCGAAGACUCCGACAACGAAAUCCUCAUUGAACUGGCUCUUCAAGAGAAGGCGAUCAAUGUCAUCUGCUGCGGCGAGCUGGUCUUCGAGGUCGUCAACGCCACCAUCGAGUUGUACAAGUGGCAGCACAUCUGCGUGUCCCUGGACCUCUCCGCCCGCACUCUCCGGGUCCUCUUCGACAACGUGGUGGGUCGCGCCUCGGCCUUCCUCGCCUGCCCUCGUCCCCCGUCCGCUUCGGUGCACACGAGGUCACGCCCGGCCAUGGUGUUCUCAGAAUAUACCGAAAAUGCAUCAAAAGAUGACGUUUACAGCGGAUCAAACAACCUGCUGGUUUACGAGGAGGAGCACACGCUCACGUUCAGAUGCCACUUCGACCUCCAGAUGUACCCGUUCGACCGACAACGCUGCUCUAUAAUAUUCAAGAUUCAAGAUCUGACUGAGGAACUAUGUAUCCUUGUAAAGGACGGCCCUGGAGUGGUGUUUCUGGGCACGCGCCGCCUGCUGGAGUACUACCUCAUGGCCGAGACCUUCUCCAACUUCACCCAGGACGCCGUAAGCCAUGUCAAGGUUGAGCUGGAAUUCAAAAACCUGUACAGGUAUUAUUUGGGCAACACGUUCCUACCGACCCUCAUGCUCGUCAUCAUCUGCUGCAUCACGCUCUGCUUUGAUUUAGCGGACUUUCAGGAUCGCAUCAUGAUUUCCCUGACGUCGCUGCUUGUCCUGGCGACCUUCUUCGUGCAGACGAGCCAAAGCAUCACCAAGACGUCUUACCUGAAGCUAAUCGACGUGUGGUUCGUGGCGCUCAUCUGCGAGGACUUCUUCAUCAUCGUGGGAUUGGUGAUUGUCGAAUCGCUCCGCAUGAAGCAGCUCGAGCCGAGGCUGAAAGAGGUGAAGCCCUUCCUGGCCUUCGGGGAGAAGCCCAAGGUAAACACGGCAGCGCGAGUCAAUGCGGCCAUGCUGGUCUUCUUCACCGGCUCGCUCCUUGUCAUGCUGGCCUGCUUCGUGCCCGUCUGCUUCAACAGCCUCAACACGGCGCACUGAAGCGGGAGCAGGCGCCGGAACAGCCGCUCCCGGCGCAGGAUGAAGGGUCAAGUCCAAGGUGUAUUCAUGAAGAUUAAAAAUAUGGUAGUUUAGGGAUGUCACCAAAAAUGUGCACCGUAUACACACACAC